Hymenoscyphus albidus is the source of this 2019-nucleotide messenger RNA. NCBI's taxonomy places the organism in Eukaryota, Fungi, Ascomycota, Leotiomycetes, Helotiales, Helotiaceae. The record is from the annotation of a GenBank genome assembly.
GGGCUCGUUGGAAAGAUGAAAGAGGAGAAGGAUGCUAAAUAAUACUCAGUUUCGGUUGGGGAUGAUUCGACUGGCACUCUCAGCCCUACAGGAUUGGAUGGGGGGAAGAUAUAUCUCAUAUUGAUAGCAAAGCUCCUUGAGGGACUGCGGACUAAGUUUAUAUAUACUUCGUACGCUGAGGACGGUCUUACAGUAAUGACGGUGCCGACAUGUUACCGAGGACUGUGCGUGGAGCCUCAACGGACUUUUGCCAUCCCUCGCCAUCCAUCUCAAGGGUGGACCGCAACCAUUUUGAUCACAUCAAUCUGGAACUCCAACAAAGCGAAUAAAACGCAGAGCCACACCUCAAGUCACUGUAUAUAGGGCGUUCAAUGGUGUAUGGCUGCCGGUCAAUAUAACCUUUACAAUUGAGGAUUUCACUGGGUACUCAUACGAAUACGAACACUCCCUCCAGGACUCGUACAGUACUGCUACUGCUAUUCGAUGCCACCAGCACGAGUAGUAGAGCACUCGUACUAGCCUCCCAGACUAUCACCACCUGCACCGUUAUCUUCCACCAUGCCCGAAACUCUCUCUGCCACUUGGCUGCUCCAUCAUCCGCUUCGAAGCCUGGUGGUGUUGUUCGCUGCGUGGAAGACUUUUCUGCUGCUCAUUGCUUGUUGUAGCCCAGGCGAAGGCUAUGAUACUUCUACCAGCUUGGUUAUGUCGCCGCUGGGGGGCAAUGGAAUGAUUGCUCUACCUACCGCCUUUCAAUACCUAGCCAAGAAACUCACCAGGUGGGAUGCCAUCUACUUCCUUCAGACAUCCAGUCGUGGAUACCUAUUUGAGCAAGAAUGGGCAUUUGGAUGGGGAUUUACCCGACUCAUCCAUUUCUUUGCUUCGGGUGAGUUCUAGUCAACAUCCCUAAAUGAGAGCUCUACCUUUACUGACGAGACUGCUUUGUUGAGUUCUCAGAGAAGUUGGUGUUCCCAGCUACAAUGGCUUAGAGAGCUGCUUGGCUAUUCUCAUUGCCCACUCAUCGCAUUUGUUUUCCGUGCUCUGUCUAUUUAAGCUCAGUUUCGCUGUCUUGCCAGAUUGUACUACCAAGUUUGCCUUUACUUCCGCAGCAUUGCACAUCCUUUCGCCGGCAGGCUUGUUUCUUUCUGCUCCAUAUGCUGAGAGCUCAUGCGCCUUGUUGAGCUUUGCUGGGAGCUUGGUGUUCAUUGCCAGCUUAGCCAACGACGGUCAAGAAUCAUUAGGUCACGAUCUUUUGGUAGUCGUCUCUGGUGUAUUGUUUGCUAUUGCAACUACCUUUCGAAGCAAUGGAAUUCUCAAUGGUCUGUUACUUCUCCAAGAGGCUGUUCGGACUCUUUUGAAACUUAGCUAUGGUCUUCGAGUGGCUACUGUACGGCGACUAAUUUUCACUGGCUUUGGGGGGCUAGUUGUUGGAGGCGGUCUCCUUGUCCCUCAGUAUAUCGCCUGGAGCGAAUACUGCACCGAGUUGGAGGUUGAAGUACUGAGGCCUUGGUGCAAUAAGACCGUUCCAAGUAUCUAUGCUUUUGUUCAAGAUCAUUACUGGUAUAUUGUCCUUUUUUUCAAAUGUCACAAUCCAGGCGUAGUUCGCUAAUGCAAUUAGGAAUGUUGGCUUAUUCCGAUAUUGGACAGUCUCCAAUGUUCCCCUCUUCCUUCUCGCCACCCCAAUGUCAAUCCUGGCUGUAGUGUCUGGAAUAUGGGCGUCAGCGUAUGCCCAAGAACCCAAAUCAAGGGCUAGCACAAACAGCGGCUGGGUUAUCAAAAACAUGGCCAUAUCCCAACUGUUAUUAACUACGAUCACUUGGACCAGCGCCCAUGUACAAAUCAUCACAAGGAUCUCCUCUUCCUUUCCCAUCUGGGUAUGGUACAUAGCAACAUUGGUGCAGAAGAACGAGGACCUCUGGGGUGGGAAUACUGUAAGAUAUAUGUUCAUGUAUGCUGUGAUACAAGGAGGAUUGUUCGCCUCCUUCCUCCCUCCAGCAUAAACAAAUGUGUUUGGUGGAAGUA